UUGGUUGCAUGAUUGAAACAAAAAAUCCCGCCACCACUUCUGAGCCCGGAACUGCUGCCUCCUUUUCCCAGCAUGCUGCCUGCCCUGCCAAGUUUCUAUCGACUUGUGUGGAAUAUGCAGGACUAGGAAUUUCCUCCUAAGACUGGCAGAGCAACAGGAGUGAGUCAUCUCGCUCCAUGCUGCAGGCCAAGGGAGGUGACUUUUCGAAGGGAAUUAAGUAGGCAGUACUGCUUUCCUAUCCUGUAUGUCAAAUCAUUCUUAAGAAAUAGACAUGCUGCUGGAGUAUAAUCACUAGCCUCUGGGUUUCUUCUCUUUGAUCCACCCACUAACCAAUCAAUCAUAAUAUUUGGUGACGUCUGAUAGUCACAUGGUUCCUCGUAGGCCCUGCAGAGGGUGCAGAGGUGCAAAAGACAAAUCCUAUUGUGAAGCAGCACACAGGUACGUUUCAGCAGAGGGUAACUGCUCUGCGAGUUCAGAAGAGAGAGAGGGUGGCGUUUGCCCAGGCCUGUGUCGUGGCGUCCAGGGUAGUGCCAGUCUAGGUCUAGAGGGUGAUGAAUAACUGUCGAGAGAAGGAAUGAAGAACACAGACUCGUCUGGGGGACAGCACGUGGCUACCCUGCCUGUAGCAGAGUAACCUUUAGGAAGCUGUGAGGGGAGGCUGCGUGAGGCCCAGAUGGUGGAGGACUUGAACUGAGGUGGAAGAAAUUGAGCUGUGUUCUCUCUGCUUCUUCCCUGCCCCUCCCUUAUUCUCCUUUCAGGUUCCCACCCCUCCUCCAUCACAGCUUUGUACAGAUUCCUUUCCUUUUGGGGACUCAGUUUUCCCAUCUCCACACUAAGGGGAGGGCUCUGUCCCGAUUUUUAAGAACCCACCUGGCUGUCAACCAUUGAAAUCAUGACCUAUCUUUUAAUUUAGUAGUGUAAUCAAGCUAAUAUUUAGUGCCUCGUAUUUAUUGUGCACUCAUCUCUUUUGACUCUCACAACCCCAAUAAGUAAGUACUAUUAUGAUCCCCCUUUCAGAUGAGGGAGGUGAGCGCGAGGAGGCUAAGGAACUUUGCAUGGUUACGCAGCGAGCAAGUAGCAGGGCUAGGAUUCAAACUGCAGUUAACUCCUAGAAUACUCUUAACCACUCAUGUGUUCAUUUUGCGCUUUCCCAUGCCUUGCCUGGUACCUAGUGGGUGUUCAAUUAAUGCUUAUUUCAUUAACUUGGAACUCAGAACAUGCCCAGAACAUGGCCAUUUGCCACAUAGGAUCUUCCACAACGUGUGGCCGCUUCUCUCUGCACCUCUGGGAUGGCCGGGAAAUGUUAUUUUGCAUUGAGGAUCUUCACUGUGGGCCAGGCAUUCCCAGCCACCCUCCAAGGCAUGAGCACCAUUUCACAGAUGCGCCAGCUGAGCCUGGAGCAGUUGUGUUACUCCUGCAGGUGCAGUCUCUGCAAACCACGUUCGGGACUUUUGAGUCCCUCGUGAGAAGCUCCCAACAUAAACAGGAUCUCACAGACAAAGCCGUGAAGCAAGGGGAGAGCGAGAUGAACCGCAUCAGCGAAGUUCUACAAAAACUCCAGAAUGAGAUCCUCAAAGACCUCUCGGAUGGCAUCCACGUGGUCAAGGACGCCCGGGAGCGGGACUUCACGUCCCUGGAGCACACGGUGGAAGAAAGGCUAACCGAGCUCACCAAGUCCAUCAACGACAACAUUGCCAUCUUCACGGAGGUCCAGAAGAGGAGCCAGAAGGAAAUAAACGACGUGAAGGCCAAGGUCGCCUCCCUGGAAGACUCCGAGGGAUACAAGCAGGAUUUGAAAGCUUUGAAGGAAGUGGUGAAGGAAAUACAAACCUCGGUGAAGUCCAAAGAGAAGGACAUACAGGCCUUGAGAAGCACUGUCCAGACCAUGGAGUCCGAUGUCUACACGGAGGUCAAAGAGCUGGUGAACCUCAAACAGGAGCAGCAGAGGUUCAAGGAGGCGGCCGACUCGGAGCACCACACCCUGCAGGCGCUCACGGAGAAGAUCCUCCAGGCGGAGGAGUCGGCCGCCCGCUUCCCCCAGGAGAUCCGGAGACUCGAGGAGGAGCUCGGCCAGCUGAAGGCCGCAGCCCUCAGGCCGGAAGAAAACGGGGUCUUCAGACCUUCCGAGGCCUUCGAAACGCUCCAGAAGGAGAGCCAGGGCUUGGGCUCGCGGCUGCGGCGCGUGGAAGACGGGGUGCAGGCGGCGCAGGCAGCCUGGGAGCGCCUGGGCGAGACCCUGGAGGAGCAGGCGCUGCGCCUGGCGGAGCUGCAGGCGGGCGUGGCCGCCGCCGCCGCCGCCGCCGCGGGCCCCGCGCCCGGCCUCCGCGAGGCCCAGCUCGCGCUGGCGGGCGACGUGGACGAGCUGAAGCGCCGCGUGGCUGAGCUCCCUGGCGCCUUGGAGGCGCUGCAGCAGGUGCAGGAGCAGGUCCGCGCGCUGCUCGGCCGCGACGCCGCCGCCGCGCCCCCGCAGGACCUGCUGGACAGACUCUCCUCUCUCGACAGCCUCAGAGCCUCCGUGGGCCAGGUGGAGUCGGACUUGAAAAUGCUCAGGACUGCCGUGGACAGUCUGGUCGCGUACUCGGUGAAGAUCGAGACCAACGAGAACAACUUGGAGGCCGCCAGGGGCUUGCUGGAGGACCUGAGGAAUGACCUGGAUAGGCUGUUUGUGAAAGUGGAAAAGAUUCACGAGAAAGUCUAAAUGGAUGGCGUGCGCAGGGCGCGGGUGGCGAGCCCCGUUUCUCCUGACCCAAACCAUGCGCUCUUGGCUCCCGCGCCUCCCCCCGGGGCCUGGUCCCUCCCGCAGAGCCGGCCGCGCCGCCGGCCGCCGGGCAUUCUGCGUUCCUGCGCCCGGGUAAUUUAUUUACGGUGGUGACCGCGUGCCGUCGGUCGCGCGGGUCUGCUGCUUCUGCUUUGGGGGGGUUUUCUGAAGGUCCGGCCCCUGUGUCUCAGAGGCGCCUUCUGGAAGGGAUGCCUUUCCCUAGUGUCAGGGAAGAACCGAGGAUUAACAGAAGCAGAUUAACCUCAAAAAACCCUGCCUGGCUGGCAGACUUCAAGUAAAAAAAAAAAAAAAAAAAAAAUGGGGGGAGGAAGUACUUUUCUUUCUAAUUGUCUUUAAGGAAAAUUCAUUUCACUUUUUUCUUUUUUUUUUAAAAGUACUUCUGGCCGAGGUUUUCUUGAGAUGUCGCUCAUUUCUUGUCUUCCGCCUUAAACUGGUUACAACUCAUAAAUGUCAGCUCUGAAUUGGGAGGGGGACAAGCCCCUCCAUUUUUAGUUGAAAAGAACCAGCUGCUGGAUGGUCUGUGGGGUCGGUGUCUUCUCCAUUCCCGAACCAUUUCUCGAUCUCAAUGGUAACUAUGCAAAGAAUCCAGACGGUUCUGAAUGUGAAGGCACAGCCCCCCACAGAGUCCCCUGUGGCCGACCUGUGUCACCUCUUGGUAGGGCCCCCAAAUAAGGCCUUUAGAAUAUGGGUUCAGAAUCCCUAAAAGGGGAGUCCUUGGAUCCUUUCAGGAAAUGUAUUAUGAGAGCUGCUCAUAAGGGUAUGGGCUGCCUCCCUGGGGAAUGAAGGCCACUUCUUUAUUUUACCACCAUGUCCGUGAAGAGGUUUGCUGUCUGCAGACCCCAUCCAUCAGUGAGAAGCGUGUGCGUUUUCUGUAGCUGUUUGCUGUUUCCCUUCCCCUUUGAGCUGUACUGUUCUUUAAUGGCUGUCUUGCCCUUUAAAAAAGAGAAAAGAAAAAAAGAAAAAAAAAGGAAAAAAAAAAAGUUUGUUUAGUUUACUGUGAAAUGAACUGUAUGGCUUAUUUACAGUAUUUUUAAUUCUUAAUAAACACUUGAGCUUUGUUAUGA
Messenger RNA from Hippopotamus amphibius kiboko, 3843 nucleotides. It is a transcript of the gene CKAP4, whose product is annotated as cytoskeleton associated protein 4. Lineage: Eukaryota; Metazoa; Chordata; Mammalia; Artiodactyla; Hippopotamidae. The transcript has 3 exons. The record is from RefSeq and is a predicted model, not a curated record. Gene Ontology annotation, cellular component: rough endoplasmic reticulum. The coding region runs from base 1130 to 2698 and encodes 522 amino acids.